UCUAAUCAGAUGAAGAAUACUUUGCAGAUUUUAGAAAUAUGAACGAGCAAAGUCACAAUAAAUGUUAUUUUGAUGUAUUGUGUGUCUGGUGAAAGAAAACUUUUUGGCCUUUUCACCUGUAGCACCUCCCCUUCGCGCACACGUCACGAGCCUCGAGCACCGAGUUCGCGCGCACUCACUCGCUCGCUCGCUCUCACGAGCCGGAGACUGCGCCCAUCAUCACACCGACUCCGAGAGCCAGCAGCAGGCGGAACAAUGGCAGCAUCCAGCAGCUGAUCCGCGGAUGGAGAUCUGAGCAUCAUCACAGAUGGAGCGAUCGAGGAGCGCGAAUCAGCGGGCUGUUCUCCAUCACUGACGGGAGGCCCGGGAUGCGCGAGGACAUGCACAAGUGCCUCUGAUCAAGGAGAUUAUUUACACAUAUGAGCUGCUUUGUGGCGUUUAAAGCUCUCGGCGUUCAGAAAUAAACACAAUCUGGCGGCGUAAGGAACGGGCUGGAGUGAUAUAACGAAGCCCCACUCGAGCAGGACAUACUCUCAUUGAUGGACACCAAACAGACCAGGAUCAGCUCAACAGAGACCAAUGAACUGGACCAGACGGGAGGCGACUCAUUCUGCCAUAAUUCUAUUGCUAAAUUGGCCUUAAAGAAGCACCACUCACCACGACCACUGUCAACAUGAGCUCCUUCAGAUGACCACCCAACUGAUGAGUCCUCAAACCACACGAUAUCUCUCACACCCCAUGCUGCCAAGGGCUUGAGCCCACAAGGCAUUUCCAAGAAGAACGCAGUCAGCGUCAUUUCACCAUGAUUGAACCCACGAGCGUUCCUGGGCUCACGCAGGACUGUUUGGUUCAGCAGAGUCGCACCUGUCCCAGCUGCUUCAUUGAGACCAAGGAUAUGUCAAAUAUAGAGGCCAGUAUCAACCUCAAAAUGGCUGACAUGAACCGAGACUACAGCCCUUGCCCUGUCUCUGAUAUUAAUAUGCAAUGCAUGAGCAUGAGUGAGACGGGAAGUUAUGGAGACCAGCUCCUCUCGGAUCAGCUUUUGAGCUUUCCUGUCCCUAAAACUCAGCUAGUGGAGAAGAAGGACAUGGCGAAAACAGACUUGGAUGAUGUGGCCUCCAAAAACCUGUAUGAUGGCCUGCUGUUAGACAAGUGCAAUGGAGAGGAUGGUUUGCUAACGAAUUCAAAUCAGGACUGGGGCUACUUCGAGUCCUUCAUUAACGAGAGUAAGAUGGAACUGCUGGAUCUCUGCUCCAAGAACGAGCUCUCCGUAAAUCUCUUCUCUGAGGAGGACGUGGACAAUUACAUGUUUGAUGACGAUGAUGACUCCACUCUGAGCAGCGACGUGUGCUCGCUGAAGAUCCGCUACGAGUCCUUCCAGGACAACAUGAGGGACAAAACCAAUGUUCUGCAAGAAGAAACCCAGUUCAGCUUUUUCCCGAGUGUCUUGGUAAAUUGCACAAAGAAAGAGGGGUGUGUGGUAAAACGAGUUAUGGAUGAGCUACCACCUAAAUCAGAGGAGCUUGGAUUUCAAAAUGACAUUAAAGAGGAUGCAAAUGACUGCUCCAUAGAGCAGACACCUGAUUACAGCCCCAAAAUGAACUACUUCAUUGAUUCCAGCAACUCAGCUGAUGACUCAGGGGACUAUAGUGAUGACAGCUCCUCCACCGUUUCCUCGUUUGACACCUUACAAGACAACAGGCCUAAAAACUUGCUCUCACGAAAAAACGCAAGCUGCUCCAACCAUCUGAACUACGGAUUGCGGUCUAAGAGAAAAGUUAGGUUUAGUGAUGACUACUUGUAUUAUGUUGAGUCCACCGAAGGAGAAAGAAACAUUGAAAAGCAAGAGAAACCACUGAUUGGUCCAAAGCAUGAAGAGGAUCUUGACUGGUGCCCUAAAAAGAGACGAAAAUACUCUCGCAAGGAUCCACCUGUUAUAAUCAAAUACGUUAUCGUCAACAGGUUCAAAGGAGAGAAAUGCAUGGCUGUGAAGCUGGGCAGAAUCAAUUCAGCCAACACGACCGUAAGCUUAAAUGAGGAUACAAUCAACAAAUAUGAGAAGCUUGCACCUCUAAAAGAUUUCUGGCAGGAGAAACAGAGAGAAAGAGAGGAACAGCUUAAGCUGGCAGCAGGAGAUAAACACAGUUCUCACCAGCAUGCCUUUAGUUCCAGUCCCUCCAAAAGGAAACACAAGCUAGCACACAGGAUCAGAAUUCAGCGGAUUCAAACUGUGGAGCAAUCACCCAACACGCAGGGCCCCUUUGCCUCUGAUCCCAGGCAGGAGACUGCUUCUACAGAUGAAGCUGCCUCCAUGGGAAUGCCAUUAACAAUAGCCACCAGCUGUGCAAGCACAUUAGACCCAGAUGACAUCAUAGACACUGCAGCCCGGAAGAGCAGAUCACAAGAGAGAGAGGAAAGGAGAAUAGGGAAUAAAAUAUUCAGAAUACAGAAAUUCAGAAGUGAAGCCAGACUUAGGAGCAAGAAAAUGAGAGACCUUGUGGAGAAUAGCAAGAGCGUGACAGACCUGACAGAAGUUUGCUCGCUGCAGAAAAAUAUGGACGCAGUAGGAGGUGCUGAAGAUACAAACGUCAGCCCAGCUGCACACAGUCCCCAUUUGUGUGAGAGUCAAGCGGCUAAUGCCACUGAAAAAUUUGCUUUUGUGUCUACCACCUGCUCCCCUAACAAAGAGGCACCGUCUGAGAAUGUGGCAGUUAUCCCGGGGGGCUAUCUGCAAACAUUGCUAGAUGCCUCUGAUUCUUCAGGUAGCACUGGUAUCCCGUUUUUCUCCCAGCAGACCCAACACUCUCUGGACCUCUCUUUGGAAAAGCAGCAAUUCACCUCAAUUCAGCUAGCGCAAAGUUGUGUCCUUUCCCCACCAUCAGAAUCAGAGCUCCAGCAGUCACCCCAGAAUUGUCUGACUCUUACCCAGAUGUGGCAUCCCCAGCUUAGUCCAAACCAGCAGUUCGCCGCUGCAGAUAUUGCUGAAUCUGCCAUCCAACCCAACAGCUUCACUGGAGAGUUGGCUAUGCCAUUGUCUGAGAGUCUGACCAUGUCAGGCUACAGCCAGCUGAGUCUGGAGAGCAACAGAAUGCUUUAUGAAAAGAGUUACAUGACUGAGCAGCCGUUGCCUUCUGACGCUGAGUUUCAGGCUCUUCAGGGGCAGCCACAGUUUCAAAGAGCCACACUGCACACCAACAAUGGCCAGCUCAUCAGUUUCGACUCAGUUGGCUCACUGUCAGCUAGUAAUAACAAUUACAGCUCUCUGAGGCUUAAGUCCUGCGAGAAAGAUGGCGAGGAUGAUGUGAACGGGAACUUUCUAUCCCUCUGCAGUCCCAAACUGGUGAUUCAGCAAAGUAUUGAUGCAGUCACCCCACUAAGGGAGUCCACGGACUUGCUGGAUAUCUCCAACUUCACUCCAGAUAAAUUCAGACACACAUCAUUGUCAGAGCUCUCUCCCCCAGAGACGCCUAAUUUAUCCCCUCAAGUUGUGGGCCAUGAGAUGAAGAUAGUUGGGAAGCCUGCUGAUUUCCAGGAUGGAGCCAAGAUGCCAUGCACCAAAGACAUGGAUUGGAACUGCAAAAUGAUCGAGCAGCAAGAUCUGGAUAGAUAUACAGUAGAUGGUCACGAUUAUCAAUUGCACAUUUUUAAUGGUGAAGACAACUUAAGCCUGGGGACGAAAGAGGAGAAUCUAGCUUUUGAUGAUGAUUUGAUUAGUGAAAUCAAGGGGACCAAGGGAAAGAGGAAAAAUAGCAACAAACAAACUACAGGACAAGGUACCAAAAAAAGCAAAGCCCCAAGAGCUCCAAAAACAGAGAAGGGGAAAGUUCCACGGCAGACUUCGCGAGCAUCUAAAAAGUUAAAGGCAUUACUGGAUGAGAAGGGUGGCAGAGGCCAGACUGAGGGCAUUGCUCAUCUGCUGAAGGACAGCGGCUCUGAGGAAUGGACAGGAAUGGGUUGUUCAGAGAGCACAUGUCAAGUCCACGAUGACCAGCGAGAGUUUGAAGAGCCAUCCAACAUCUUGUCAAAUAUUGUUUCAGGGAUGGCUGAAGUACAGAGAUUCAUGAUGGCCUCUGUUGAGCCAUUAUGGGGCCCUGCAGCAAAUAUCUGCCUGCCCUCAGAGGCAAACAGCCUCAAGUUAAAGACUCUCAAAAUCCUAGCAGGAACUUCACCUGACCCCAAGAAGAAAGGCAGUUUGGCAACUGGGGGCACAAAAGGCAGAAAAGUUGGGACGAAAGGUGGCAAAAAACAGGCAAAGUUCAAUGCCUCCUUACCUUUAUUCCCUCAGUUGGCUUUGGGUUGUAACAUGUUGGAAAAGCCUAAUCUUGGUGUUCCUGGUAUAAAUGGGCCUGCGCACAAAAAGAUGUACCGUCACAAAGCCAGUGCAAAAUUCCCUCGGAUUGAAAAUCUAAAGGAAACAUGACCUGAACAAGACCUAGAUAAAGAUAUAUCAUUAAUGGCUUCUUUUGAGAAACUGAGGUAAUAUUUUAUAUCUAGCUGCUGAUGCACGUUCCUCACUUUCCCACUUCCUCCUCAUUUCUUGACAUACCUACACGGACUCUAGACCAGAGAUGCAUGGAAUUACGUCAUCCUUUAGUAUCCCCUCCUUGUUUUUGCUCCCGAAGAGGAUAUUGAUCUUGCAUGAGAAACUUCUUGUACUCGCAAACUACCUAUUGAUUGAUUGUGUAAGGCUUGAUUGAGAUUUUAAAUGACCAUGGCUGCAUUUUUAUUCUGCAUUCUUGUUUUUGCUGUUUUUCUUUUCCUUGCAGUUGCUGAAUAGUUUUUGUCUGAAGAAAAUGAAAAACUUGGAUAAGUGCAAAUUUUCUUUUUGGACCCUUUUUGUUAAUUUAUCGGUGAAUCUUGCUGCCCUUAUGUAAUUAUAUUACUCUCUUCAAAGAUGUAGCUAUUUUAAAGUGUCUUUGUGUGAAAUAAGCUCCCCCUUUUGAUUAUGUGUGCUGAAACAGAUGCCCUCUUCUCUUUUUAUCCAUUUACUGCCUGACUUUUAAAGUGUGAAAUGCUCAGCCCUUUGUUUAGGAUAACAACACCCUUGGUAGAUCCCUAAACAUGAACAGCACACAAUGGGACAGUUUUGUAUUGAAGACAUAUCAGAUUAAUGUUGUUCGAAUUUCUUACUGUUGGAAUGUACUUAUGAUUUUCUCUUAUCUACUAUGCUUUUUACAGGAGUUGUACUGGAAAUUGUCUUAGAGGGACAUUUCAAAUGCCAUGGAAAUCCCAAAACGCCUUUUUUAUGCUUCCAUUUAUUAUAAUAAUAAUGAUAAUAAUGAUAUUGAUUAUUGACUGAAAUAAUAUAUUGCUACUGACAGAUUAUUAUUAUUAUUAUUAGUAUUAUUAUUUAGUAUCACUGUACAGAAAUGCACUGUUCAAAGCAAAACAUUAAUUCUAUCUAUGUGCCAAAUGUAAACUCCGUGCACAUUAAUACUCUGUAUGAAUACUGGCUGUUUAAUUUACUUUCCUGAUGAAUGCUGGCUGUCCUCUUUCAAGACUUAACAAGUUUUGGGUGAGUAGUUUUGUUUUCUUUGGGGACCCUACCGUUUGAAGAGCACCUGCAGCUGACAGUGGUACAACCACUUUACCUUAACAACUCCACGCAGAAUUUUGUCACCUUAUUCACCAAAUUCAAUGCACCUCAGUAUUACUUCUGCUUAAAACCAUAAAUAAAAGCAAAGUGUACUCUUCUAGACAUUGACGGAAGAAAGGUGGACACGGAUCAUGUUAAUUGAGGAUGACAUAUUUCUUGUAUUGGUCAGCAAGCAAUCAUUUCACAAUCUGCUGUAACAGGAACUGUGUCCACAAUGUUUCAGAUUUUGUAUAUUUGUUCAGUGGUGUAUUUUUGGUGGUUAAGAAACUGUAAAGAGUGUCCAUUUUACUUUAGCCCACUUUUACACAUUUUCCUUGCCGACAAUUACAUCUGAAAACAUUCUGUUGUGAAACAAAAGUUUUUCAGGGAACAUAGUGUUUUGUUUAAUUUGUUUUAUUCAACCCAGGCUCAUUGAAAAAACAAGCUGGUGGCGAAAGUCAAGUCACCUUUAUUUAUGUAGCGCUUUUAACAAUAGAUUGUAACAAAGCAACUGAACAGUAUUAGGAAAAAUAGUGUGUCAAUAAAGCAAAAAGGCAGUUCAUCAUUGAAUUCAAUGAUGUCAUCAUCCAGCUCAGUUCAGUUUAAAUAGUAUCUGUGCAAUAAAGUCAAUGAAAUUGCUGGUAAUGAAGUGUCCCAACUAAGCAAGCCAGAGGCGACAGCGGCAAGGAACCGAUACUCCAUCGGUGACAGAAUGGAGAAAAAAACCUUGGGAGAAACCAGGCUCAGUUGGGGGCCAGUUCUCCUCUGACCAGACGAAACCAGUAGUUCAAUUCCAGACUGCAGCAAAGUCAGAUUGUGCAGAAGAAUCAUCUGUUUCCUGUGGUCUUGUCCUGGUGCUCCUCUGAGACAAGGUCUUUACAGGGGAUCUGUAUCUGGGCUCUAGUUGUCCUGGUCUCCGCUGUCUUUCAGGGAUGUAGAGGUCCUUUCUAGGUGCUGAUCCACCAUCUGGUCUGGAUACGUACUGGAUCCGGGUGACUGCAGUGACCCUCUGAUCUGGACACAGACUGGAUCUGGUGGCCACGGUGACCUCGGAACAAGAGAGAAACAGACAAAUAUUAGC
Messenger RNA from Carassius gibelio (silver crucian carp), 6656 nucleotides. Its product is annotated as neurite extension and migration factor-like. Gene Ontology annotation, cellular component: nucleus. The coding region runs from base 803 to 4420 and encodes 1205 amino acids. Gene Ontology annotation, biological process: negative regulation of cell-matrix adhesion; negative regulation of cell-cell adhesion mediated by cadherin; negative regulation of cell adhesion mediated by integrin. The record is from RefSeq and is a predicted model, not a curated record. Lineage: Eukaryota; Metazoa; Chordata; Actinopteri; Cypriniformes; Cyprinidae. The transcript has 4 exons.